AUUCCGAAGGGGACAGUCGUCAGGUGCACAACGGUUGUUCCGAGUUUUCUUUUUUUCAACUUUUUAUUUCGUAUUUCGUAUUUCACUCAUUUUUGCAAUUGGCCGUAUCGAACCUGAAAGGGAUCGGGUGCCAUUAAACACUAAGAAGAAGAAGUCGCGACGCUUGAGUCACUUGAGUCAGCGUCCAAUCGUCGGUGACCUGUGAGACUUUUCAAAUUUAAAUCGCAAAAUCGAUCAACUGUCAUCGUCCAAUCCUAAAAACGGUUCUAUGCGACCGGGUCACGAAAGCUCGAUACACGCGGGAAAGCAGUGAAAAUCUGGCAAAUCAUUUUCGUAUCUUGUUUUCUUGCUACUCGUUGUGCUCCAACAAAGAACAAAGGAUCGCACGAUGUUUACACCAAUCAAGACCGCGGUCAAUGUACUGAAUGAUACGAUUUUAAACACACCGCUACCGCAAGCGACAUCGACUGUACGGAGAAAAAGCACAUUAGAGAGUAAAUUUAGCAAUAAAGACUCCAACAAGGACUUGUCAUUUGAGAAUGAGUUGACGUGCAGAGAAGUAGAUUCCUCGUUAGGGCUUCUUGACACCAUGUCAGUUCUCACAAGUAUUAGUACAACGGAGGACGAACAAAAAUCAAAUUACCCCAAUACGGAUGCAAAUCUCGAGUAUGCUAGAAAACUUUUAUGGAAAUGCAGCGAUUUAAAGAAUACUUCCCCUAUAGAGAUGAAUAAAGAAAACAAUACCAAUGUACAAAAUGUAACUGAGAAUUUGUUAGCUUCCAAUUUUACUUUGCCGAGUCAAACUUGUGUAUCUGGACUGGAUAAGGAUGAAGAGUACAACAUUAAUCGCUUAAUGAGCAAAGCCAGCAUGGCCAGUCUCACUUUUGAGCCUAAUGAGAUAACGGCACGUUCAUCCGGCAUAAGCAGUACGACAAUACAUUCGCCCUUGAACAAAUCUUCCAAUGGUAUGAACUUCAGUGCAACCGAGGUAAUGGCACAACAAAACAACAAGAUAAUGGCACAGCUCAAUGACGAAGAGUUUUUAUCGAAUUCAAAAAUGGCUGAACAAUUAUCGGCCGACGAAGUUCGUUGGCAACAAGAUCGCACAUUUUUUAUGCCAGUUAUGACUACGGAAAAACAAAAAUUAGAUCUCAGUUCUUUUUCUGGUAUCAUCGGACAGCUGGACUUGUCAGUAGAGUCCUGUGCUGGACGGAAAGUAUCUGUUGGCAACUAUUUCGCACGUAAAUCCGGCAAUGUCGGUAAUUUGUUGGAGAAUGUUGAAAAGAUGAGGCCAGAUCUCGGAUUUCCUAUGGAAACACCCAUAAAGACUGCUCCCUUACAACCAUUGGUCGAGUCGACCAUCGUGGCCGAUGCAACAGUACCAUCAACAGAAUCAAAAGAGUACACGCCUGUUCCAACGAGGGACAUAGAUCAAAAUAGCGUUAUAAGUUUAAGCACCAUUGUCAAUACCUUACAAGACGCUAACAGCGAGACGCCACGGCGAUUGGUCGACGAGCUUCUAAUGGCACAGAAAAAGAAAAAACAGCCACCAGUGACAACGCAAGUACAGGACAACGCAAGGAAAGACACUUACACCCUAAAUUCUGACAGAAAAUCCAUGUUUGCGACGUCCAGUGGAAACUACAAUAAAUUUCAUGACAAUAUUACUUCAGAUCUUGCGACAAAAUUAUCAUUGGAUAGUAGAAUUAGGGGUGAAACUAAAAAUGAAAUUGCUGAUUUGAAACAAGAAUAUUCAGCACUAUCAUCGUUUCAUUCAAAUAGAGAUAUCAAGGAGACUGAAUCGUUUAUGAAUGUAUGCAAAGAAAAAGUAUCAAAAGAGGAGAUAAGUGAUAGGAAUAUGACUUCGUUUAAUCAAGAUGCAGGAAUACGCAAUAACAGAGUAACAGAUUUAUCUUAUAUACCAUCUAAACAGAGCAGAAGUAACAGCGAGGAUAGCUAUACUUUCUUAAAUAUAAAGAGAGAAGAGACGAUAAGAAAGAAUAUUUCUGAUAACACUAUAGACCUAACACUCUCAGUGAACACAAAUGCAGAAAUGCAGUCUGAUUUAAAUCAUAAUGUCGUUAUCGGUAAGAAUACUGAACAAUCAUGCAAUUGCAUCGUUGGCAUGACGUGUGACGCUAACAUUGAACUUGUAAACAACGGAGACAGAUGGAUCACAUAUUCCUUAAAACUGGUGGAAGUAUUAGGAGAUAGACAAAGCAUUGAAUUAAAUAUGCAGCAAGAUGCAGUUUUAAUAAAGCCUAACGGAGCACAAUCUACGAAGAUCGAAGUAAAAAUCAUCAAAAUGUGCAAACCAAUCUUCGUAGAGUUAUACAUAAUUUUAUCCGAUAUGGUAGCGAAGUCAAAGUGGUUCAUGAAGCACAUGAUCUUCGUCAAUCCAGAGCAACUCGAACUCGAAAUCAUGUGCGACUCUCACAAAGAAGAAUUGGAUUUUCAGUAUAUCGGAGAAAAUUCAACAAAAACGCUGCCUAUAACAUUUCAUAACAAGAACAGUAUUGCUGUACCUGUCAAACUUUUUAUAUUACAUGAUGGACCAAAAAUAUUCAGUAUUGAAAGUGGAUCUCAAGACGAACUGACACAACUAGUACUUAAGCCUUAUGAAAAAUGUACUGUUAAUGUAAAGUGUGAUAAAUUACAACUUACAUCAAUGGAGACACAGAGACAGCCACAGUAUUGGAAGGGCAAAUUGAUUGUACACGUUCAAUGUGACGAUGAUACUGUACUAUUCAAGAAAGACGUGCCUCUUUAUGCACAAACAGGUACUUGUAAAAUUCAGGUAAUCGACACGGAGAUACCUAUAGUUGUGCCAAGGCAACAAGCCAAAGUGUUGAAUAUCGUUAAUUCGGGAAACGUGACGACGCAUGUAUCCGCUACUAUCGUGCCAAUCGAGGGCUAUUCAGACGCGGCACAAGAUUUCUCCGUAAAGCCAGAUAAUAUAUUUCUGCAAGCUGGAGAGAACGGUUCAUUUCUAAUUGUAUAUAAGUCACAGUGUUCGGAUGCGAAAGCUGUAGAUAAUGAAAGAAACGCAAGGAUUAAAUUGGUUGCUGGUAACAACGUUUACCAUUACAUCAUAUGUGCCGAACAAAAAUGGGAAUCUGAGAAGGAAAAUUAUUUACGUUGCUAUACACCUAAUAAUAUAAUAUCUUUGAGCCCUGCAACGUCGCCACAGAGUGUAACUUCUAGUAGGUCUGGACCUUUGGAUCGGAAUUCACCAAUCAGCAUGGUGUCUAGCGUAGCCGUUGCGGGAAACACAAUUCCAAUCAGAGCAACGCACGCUGCUCUAGUAUGGAAUAGCGUGAAAACGGGAAAGAGUGAAAUUAAAGAAUUCACAAUUCGCAAUACAAGCAAUAACAAGAUCAAGAUUCAGAUAGAUAUGUGGGAUGCGAAAAAGAGCUUUAAGUUUCUCGGCGACAGACAAACUGUUACUACAAGCAUGGUGUUGGCGAUGCAACGUCAAGAGAUCAAAACGCUCGCAGUUGUGUUUAGCCCAUAUCAUAUAGGUCCAGCAGUUGGAAAAAUUACCAUCAAACAUUACACGAAGGACAGCAGCGAUUCUCAGCAACACAAAAAGAUACCUUUGUACGGAUACGGCGGCUGUGGCAAAGUAAAAGUCUCGGACACAUUUAAAGACGCGGGUGGAAAGAUGUGGUUGUCGCUUGGUACUUUAUCCUCCGAGACUACGGCUUUGACCGCAAACAUCACGUUGCAAAAUGUCGGCGACUUGAGUUCAUUUGCCAAGAUCAAAGUUGUACCAAAAGUUAUAUCUCCGACAAUGGACUCCAGUUGGCACAUAAGUCAAAAAGAACUGAUACUCAAUCCCAGAGAGAAUCGGCGAGUGGCGAUAGAAUUCUAUCCCAAGAAAGAAGACUUUGCGAUAUUACAGCGUUCGGAAGUCUCACAUGUCGCGACGAUAAACGUCACUUACGGAGAUGAAUCGACCCGCUUGCGAAUACGCAGAUUGUACAAUAAGAUAGAAGAGACAGGUGGAUCGACCGAAAACGAGAAUGAAGCAUUCAAGAAUAUUGUGCAUCCCAUAUGCAAAGCUUUUCCUGGAGAGCAAAUAAUUCCUGGUUUAACAUCAAUUCGUGAUACCAUUCAAAACUUGAGUGAUCUGUGCACCGGGGUUCACCAGUACGAAAUAACGCUCACAGUAGAAGCGUGCGCGGAUGAUACUUUGCCUGUUCAUUAUGACACUGACGAAUCACAGAUGUAUUACUCCCUUAUAAGUGACACUACUCACAUAGAUGAAGCAGCUGGAGCAAGUUUUUUCACUUCUUCGAUGACGGUAGAAUGCGAAGCUCAGUAUUCUGAAUUAGGAGAGGAACAAUUCACCGUGACUCCAUCCACUGUCGUUCUCAAUCCUCCAAUCCGAAAUGAGGCAACUGUGACUGUUCUCGGUUCUUUCAAAGCAGCCCAGCCAUUUCAAACCAACCUGUCGAACUCGAGUUAUUUUAGUGUCGUUCCCGCGGAAGGAAUGCUGCCGAGCAGAAGAGGUUUUCCUUUAAAAGUAAAAUGCUCGCAGAGAAUAGAACGUAACACCCAGGCUGUACUUGAGAUUUAUACGGAGAACAGUAAACAGGAUGUACUGAUUAAUGUUAUUGUAAAGCGACAGUGAUCAGAUGUAUUUACAAUAUGAUUGAAAUAUUUAUUUAUAGUUACUGUAAGUGAUAAAUUUUACAAAACCGCUAUUUUUACUUAAUGCAAAA
Messenger RNA from Ooceraea biroi (clonal raider ant), 4727 nucleotides. It is a transcript of the gene spd-2, whose product is annotated as spindle defective 2. The record is from RefSeq and is a predicted model, not a curated record. Gene Ontology annotation, molecular function: protein kinase binding. Gene Ontology annotation, biological process: centrosome cycle; mitotic spindle assembly; centrosome duplication. Lineage: Eukaryota; Metazoa; Arthropoda; Insecta; Hymenoptera; Formicidae. Gene Ontology annotation, cellular component: cytoplasm; centriole; pericentriolar material.